Messenger RNA from Egretta garzetta (little egret), 1682 nucleotides. RefSeq names its product GATA binding protein 2 (gene GATA2). The record is from RefSeq and is a predicted model, not a curated record. Gene Ontology annotation, cellular component: nucleus. Gene Ontology annotation, molecular function: DNA-binding transcription factor activity, RNA polymerase II-specific; zinc ion binding; RNA polymerase II cis-regulatory region sequence-specific DNA binding. Gene Ontology annotation, biological process: negative regulation of transcription by RNA polymerase II; positive regulation of transcription by RNA polymerase II; positive regulation of miRNA transcription. NCBI's taxonomy places the organism in Eukaryota, Metazoa, Chordata, Aves, Pelecaniformes, Ardeidae. The transcript has 4 exons. The annotation marks the transcript as partial.
CCCUUCACCAAGACACCCCUGCACCCCUCGGCGGCCGGAGCACCCGGGGCCAUCUCAGUGUACCCAGGCAGCAGCAUGUCCAGCACCGCCUCCGUGUCUUCACUCACCCCGGCCUCACACUCCGGCUCCCACCUCUUUGGCUUCCCCCCGACCCCUCCCAAGGAAGUGUCCCCAGACCCCAACUCCACCAGCGCUGCCUCCCCUUCCUCCUCCGCCGGGGCCCGGCAGGAGGACAAAGACAGCAUCAAGUACCAAGUGUCGCUGUCGGAGGGGAUGAAGAUGGAGAGCGCCAGCCCGCUCAGAAGCAGCCUCACCAGCAUGGGGGCCCAGCCCUCCACCCACCACCCCAUUCCUGCUCGGACUGUUUUGACUUCUGGAAAAUGCCUAAAGGACAAUGCAAAAAGCUUUUGUGAAUUUGUUUUUAAAGAAAGAAAUCCGGUUUCUUCGUGUUUCCAUUUAGAAGGCAGAGAGUGUGUGAACUGUGGAGCAACUGCCACCCCUCUCUGGAGAAGAGACGGCACCGGGCAUUACCUGUGUAACGCCUGCGGGCUCUACCACAAAAUGAAUGGUCAAAACCGACCUCUCAUUAAACCUAAGCGAAGGCUGUCAGCGGCUAGGAGAGCAGGGACUUGUUGUGCCAACUGUCAGACAACCACCACGACCUUAUGGCGACGUAAUGCAAACGGGGACCCAGUUUGUAAUGCCUGCGGACUCUACUAUAAAUUGCACAAUGUGAAUAGGCCUCUGACUAUGAAAAAGGAAGGAAUUCAGACCAGGAAUAGGAAAAUGUCCAACAAAUCAAAGAAAAGCAAGAAAGGCUCCGAGUGUUUUGAGGAACUGUCCAAGUGCAUGCAGGAGAAAUCGUCUCCCUUCAGCGCUGCUGCCCUUGCUAGUCACAUGGCGCCCAUGGGGCAUUUGCCACCUUUCAGCCACUCUGGACACAUCCUACCAACACCUACCCCCAUCCACCCAUCUUCCAGCAUCUCAUUUGGACAUCCGCACCCAUCCAGCAUGGUUACAGCCAUGGGAUAAAACCUGAUGACCAAGAGACCCACCCAGAGAUUAAGAACAUGGGGCUUUGCCUAAGACGACACCAAGUAAGAAAAUGUUCUGCCAAGAGGAGAAUGUAGGGACGGCAAAAGGGGAUCUCUGCUCCCAUGUGGUUUAACUCUUAAUUAAUGCUGGACUAAAACCUUGCAAAUGAUGGGUCUUCUGCAGAAACGUGUAGUGGUGCCUGUAAUGCACUUUGUCCCCUCAGGUAUAAGGAAAAAGAACUCGCCUGUUUGAUACUUAAUGGUCCAGCAGGAAGCAAAAGGUGGCAGAAGCUGAAGGAAAAGGCUUGGAACUGGCUUUCCUUUCUCUCUUUUUGUUAUUACUGUGAAUAUUGUAAAGAGAUAUUAGCAGCCUCCCAGGAUGGAAUCGGCUCACUGGAAGCCAGACAUGCUGGAUUUCUAUCGCGGACUUUGUUUGGGAUGGGGAAAAAAGGAGAGGAGAAAAAAAAAAAAAAAAAAAAGAAAAGGACAUCUUUAUAAAAUCAUAAUUUUUAAAACUAAAUCAGACACAAUGUCAUAUUUAUUUUGCUCUUGUUUUCCACAAAAAGCCUCAACCCCUCUGAUUGCAUGUUUUUGUGCUGUUGUUUUUUUGCAAUGGCUACCCUGUAAGAAAACCUGCCUUCAAAACAA